AUGAGUCGUCAUGAUACUACUUAUCUUACUUCGUUACAAAGAGAAAUUUUGUGCGGUUUAACUGCUGGUUCAUUAACAACUUUGAUUGUUCAUCCAUUAGACCUUCUCAAAGUAAGGGUCCAACUAUUAGCUAGUAAUAAAACCAUCCAUAACAAAGGUUAUUUAUUCAUUAUCAAGGAUUUGAUCCACACGGCAAAAAUUCACCAUAAUCGAAAUAAAUUUUGGGAAAAUUUGAUAAAGGAGUCAUAUAGAGGGUUACCAAUUAAUUUGAUUGGUAAUACCGUGGCAUGGGGAUUAUAUUUUGGAUUAUAUAAUCAUUCUAAAUCAUAUAUAUUUGACAACUGGCACAAAAUAAACCCGUCUAGUGACAAGAAAGAACCCAAUAAAUCCUCAGUUUUCUUAGUAUCUGGAUUAUUCAGCGGGGUGAUGACUACUUUAUUAACGAAUCCAUUAUGGGUCAUCAAAACAAGAAUAAUGUCAACAAGCAAAACAAAUUCACACUCCUAUACAUCAAUAAUGAAUGGUUUCAAGUCUAUAAUGAAAGAGGAAGGUCCAAGAGCCCUUUGGAAAGGUCUAGUGCCAUCUUUAUUUGGUGUUUCUCAAGGUGCACUGUAUUUUAUGGUUUAUGACAAUUUAAAAUUGAAGUUUAAUAUAUACAACGACAAGAAUAAUCAUUAUGAACAAGAAAAAUCAAGAUUGCGAAAGAAAACUGAAAAUUAUAAAAUCAUUUUCAUUACAUCAAUAAGUAAAAUGAUUUCUGUAUCAGCUGUUUAUCCCUUCCAAUUAUUAAAAGCAAACCUUCAAAUCAUUAAAUCAUUGCAUAAUACUAACAACAACCGAAACUCAUCAACGGUAACAACGAAGGUACACAAUGAGCGCUUUUUAACUUUAACGAAACAAAUCUAUAAAGAUAAUGGAUUCAAAGGUCUUUAUAAGGGAUUGUUGGCGAAUUUAAUAAGGGCCGUACCCUCUACUUGCAUCACUUUCUGUAUAUAUGAAAAUCUCAAGGCGUUUCUUUAA
Naumovozyma dairenensis CBS 421 is the source of this 1020-nucleotide messenger RNA. RefSeq names its product flavin adenine dinucleotide transporter FLX1 (gene FLX1). The record is from RefSeq and is a predicted model, not a curated record. Lineage: Eukaryota; Fungi; Ascomycota; Saccharomycetes; Saccharomycetales; Saccharomycetaceae. Gene Ontology annotation, cellular component: mitochondrion. Gene Ontology annotation, molecular function: FAD transmembrane transporter activity; folic acid transmembrane transporter activity. Gene Ontology annotation, biological process: folate import into mitochondrion; nucleotide transport. Bases 1 to 1020 code for a protein of 339 amino acids. The transcript has a single exon.